This is a messenger RNA of Syngnathus typhle (broad-nosed pipefish), 3612 nucleotides long. RefSeq lists its product as uncharacterized. The transcript is spliced from 6 exons. Bases 325 to 2280 code for a protein of 651 amino acids. Gene Ontology annotation, molecular function: protein binding. NCBI's taxonomy places the organism in Eukaryota, Metazoa, Chordata, Actinopteri, Syngnathiformes, Syngnathidae. The record is from RefSeq and is a predicted model, not a curated record.
CUAAGCGCUGCGGUGAUCCGGUCUGACAUGACAAGUGCGGCUGGCUGGACUAGAACCCAGUUCAGAUUUCUUGGUCCGAAUUUCCCGAACUACUUCUUUGCAUGUCAUCAUAAUUGAGUCACAUAUCACGGGGAGUAUCACCUGUUACGACGGGACGGGUUAUGAACAGGAGGCCAGACGAAACCUAUCGGCUGUGCCCGGAGCAGUGCAGUCCUGUCUGUGACAGUGCAACGGGUGUUCGGGUGCAAACAAGCCCUCUGCAACCUGCCUCACAUUUGUGAGACCCAAACGGCCGUCAAAGUGGAAACGAGAAGAAGAGCAAAGAUGAAUGCUGUGCGUGGGGGCACAGUCACAUGGCGCCCCCAGCCAUGGCAGGAUGGGGACGGAGGAGGAGCGGAGCCUCUGUCAGACAGUGACUCAGAGGAGGAGGACUUCCCCGAUGACAGCACCACUCCUCUGGGAGACUACAUCACUCUUGGAUUGAAGCAGCUGUUGGAUGCUCAGCAGUUGUGUGAUGUGACCCUGGUUGUUGAGGGAAGAAAGUUCCUGUGUCAUAGGGUGCUCCUAGCAGCCGUAAGCCCGUACUUCAGGGCAAUGUUCACCAGUCCCCUGGUGGAGUCUCGCCUUACCGAGAUCCGGCUGGAGGAAGUGACACCAUCCGUCAUGGAGACCGUCAUCCAGUUUGUGUACACUGGGGAAGCCGGGCUGUCUCUGGAAACCGCUGAGGACCUAUUCGUGGCCGCCAAUCGCCUUCAGGUCAUGCCUCUGCAAGACCUGUGCUCCAGGUUUCUAUUUGAGCACCUGUCAGUGGACAACUGUCUGGGGAUGUAUUCUCUAGCUCGAUCUCACCACGACCAGCUGUUGCUCCGCGCUUCCCUCAGGCUGGUGGCCCAGCACUUCCCUCGUGUAUCCCGCCAUAAAGACUUCCUCCUCCUUGAUCACGGCACCCUCGGUAGCCUCCUGAGUUCGGACCGUUUGGGAGUAGACUCUGAGGCGGAGGUGUACGAUGCAGCCAGGCGCUGGGCUGAGCACCAACCGUUGGAUCGCUACGCCCACAUGCCAGCGCUGCUUCACCACCUGCGUCCGGGACUGUUGUCACUGGAGGAGAGUCGAAGACUGAGCCAGGAAUUGGGUCCCGCCGCAGCCGGCGAGGGUCUUGGAGGGCCCCUACGUCCGAGGGAAGGAAUGUUUGAGAAAAAAAUAGUUUGUGUGGACUUGACACCGAGGGAAGAUGCCAGAUUACUUGCAUACGACUACACUGUGGACUGCUUUGACCCGCGAACAGGGAAGUGGGAGAAGCUGGCAGCGUUGGGCUCAUUGGUGAGUCCCGGCUGCACAGCUGUGGGCGAAAGACUGUUUGUAGCAGGAGGAAUUCUGGGCUCGGGCUCUGUGUCUUCGGCUGUGCACGAAUAUGACGCUGUGUUGGACCGCUGGACAGAACGCCCUUCCAUGGGCCUACCUCGGUGUAUGUUGGGCCUGCUGGGCUGCGGCGAGUCGCUCUUCGCUUUGGGGGGAAGCAAUCGCUCAGCACUGUUGGACUCCAGCGAGACCCUGGAGCUGGCUACACUUAAGUGGGCACCGGGUCCUCGGUUACCCCUCCCCCUGCGUGCCUUCGCCUGUGCAGCUCUGCGAGGACGACUCUACCUUUUAGGCGGAACCACACUUGAACAAAACCGGGCUGUGGUCCAUUCAGGGGUGCUUAUUUAUCACACCUUGACAGACUGCUGGACUCGAGUGGCUCUGGACUCUGGCGCCACCUGCCUCGCUGGAGGUGUAGCAGUGCGAGGAGGAGUCUGUGCCAUUGGCGGAUACAUCAGGGAUACUACCAAGUUCUUGGAUGGAAACUACACCAAUCUGGAGACUUUAGACGCCACUGGCCGCGUGCUGUUUUUCAGGGAGGGCAGGGCAUUUGGUGUGGAUCGAGAGGUGACUGGAGGAGGCGUUACAGUGUCUGCAGAGCAGCGUGCCGGCGCAGGCGGGGCUAGCGACAGAGCCCCCAGCCCGGUGGUUUUCCCCGGCCUGCCUCGGAGGAUUGCGGCCGGGGGUGUGGCCAGGUGGAAACGGAGGAUUUAUGUUUUGGGUGGAGAAAACGGCUCCCGGUUCUAUGACAGUGUGUACUGUUGGAAGCCCGGCUGGCGAAGCUGGGUGCAGAGACGUGAGAAACUCCCUGGAGACACAGGAGGUGUCAGUCAGUUUGGGUGCACCACUCUUAAGUUUCCUAAGAAACACAUCCUGUCCAGACUGAGACGAGCCAAAGAAAACUGCAUUGCGCAUGAGUAGCUUGACAAGAACCAGUUGAACCUAGAGAUGAGCUCCAGGUUGACCAAGCUGGGUCACAAUUUCACAAAAGUCUCCUAGCAACCACAGCCUAUGUAGAAAAUUGGUGUAGCUAAGAGCUUCAAUGUGCCUGAAUGUACUUUGAUCAUCUGCUACACUGAAAGUUUAUCUAGUGUUGGCAUUCAGAAAGUUGCACGUUUUACACAGCUCUGUUGCAAGAAAUAUGUUGCUACUGUUAUCUGCUCAGAAUUUUUGUUCUAACAAGUUGUGCACCUGAAAGGCUCCACAACCAAAUGAUGUGAAUUCAAUACAGCAGAUACAUUUUUGUUUCAAAGCUUCCAGUUCAUAGUACAAGUCACUCCAGAGUGGCAAAAGCGGUGAUGUGAAAAGCAUGUUAAAUUUUUCUGUUAUAUUUCAUUAACAGCUAAUGGGCAAUUAGUUCCAAACCAAUUGGCUAAAGAAGAGCUCAACUAAUCAUAUUACCCGACUUGAUUACUGCCAGUUAAGCCUUCACAUCCUUAAAUAGAGCCCGCUGAUUAAUAUGAAGAAUAUUCUAAAUCUCAGCAAGCAACAUCUUUUAUUCUGUCAUUUGCUAUAUGUUAGCACCUGUUAUGCCAUCAGUUUAUGUAGCUGUUCUGGUUAUUAGGAAAUCGUUAUUGGAUGCCACACUUAAGGCAUUGUGUGUUUGCUUCAGGAAUUAAACUUCUGAAUGAAUGUAAAAAGGUUUUUUAACCUGCUCAAAUUAGCAUUGCACUUUAUAAAGUUGUUUUGUUUUUCUGAAGAUGCCGUCAGUCUAAUAAGGCUGCACAGUAUACUGUAUUUGUAGGCCUUCUACAAAAUGUGAAUUUUAGAUAAGCAGAAAUAUUUCCAUUGGGCCACUUAGUUAUUUGUUGAAUGGAUCACUUGGCUGGUUGUAACCUGUGAAAUAUUAGAAUGCUCCAGUUACCAGCGAUGAUUGAGUUUAAUAAAAAGAAUAAUAAAAAGAAAAGUUAUCUGAUUCCUGUUUAGCCAGAAGAUAACCAUUCAAAUAAAAAAAUGCAAUACUAUAGUGCCAGCCAAAAAAAAAUGUUUUUUGGGGGGGGGCGUUGGAGGCAGGGAUUGUGUUGCCGCCGCACACUGAAUUUGUGAAAUGAAACGUUCAGAUGUUUUUUUCUUCCUCUCUUUUUGUAUGCUGUUGCUUUGUGUGUGAAAACAAGGGAUUUCCCUGUUCUGAGGUGUAAAUCUGCUAAACACAAGCUCAUUGCACUGCACACGUGCACCAGCAAUCAGUGAAGUAGUUUUUCUACCAUUAAUAAAGGUUCAUAAACAGCAAUACAAAUAAAUGCUUUUAUUGCU